AUGUCGUCUCGCACGGCCGCUUCGCCCUCCCGGCCUCCGCGGCCGUCGGCCACGCCGUCUGCGGCCACAGCGUCAGCGUCAGCCGUCCCACCGCAACCGACCAACACAGGAGCACCAGCAGCGCCAGGAGCCUCAGGAACAUCGGCAGGGGUAGGCGCAGGGGCAGGUCCCCCGCGUAAACGCCACAAGCACCGCGGCGGCAAGAAGAAGCAGCGCCGCAAGUCGUUUGCCGUCGUCCAGCCGCACGGCCUCGGCGACGACGAGGGCGCACACGACAACGUCGAGGCCGAUCCUCUCAAGGACACGACCCUGGCCGCCGCUUCACGCGACGAGUUCUUUGACAUCCACCACAACCACCGCGCCCGCAGCCUCAGCACCACCAGCCUCGAGAGCGAGAGCCUGCUCGACCACCGCGACCAGCAGCCGUUUUUGCGCGCCCGCCGGCCCUCGAUUGCCGUCACGCCCAGUCUCAGCCAAUCGGUACGGCUACAGGCCGACCUUGACAAUGACGACAACAACGACGAUGCCAACGAGACGGUGCCGCUGCUCGCGCAGUCGUACCACCAGGAGCAGCGCAUGCCGAGCUCUGGCAGCGGCAGCGGCGGCGGCGGCGGAGGUGGAGGUGGCGGCGGCGGCAUUGGGUCCGACUUUCCGUCGGCUGCCGCCUCCCGCGCUGCGGCUUUCAGCGGCUACGGUGCCACCACGGGCUCUUCCAACGACGGGCCCCGUCCGCCGAGCCGACACGGGUCCAACCACUCCGGCCGCCACAACAAGUUUCUCAACCCCUUCAGCCCCUUUCCCAAUGCCGAGCGGUACAGCAGCGUCAACUACCCGCCGUCCGUCCCCGGCAGUCCGCCUCUGCGUCCAACAGACCGCCUGCUCGACCACAACAACAACAUUAGCUUUGGCGACCAGAUGCUGCGCGAUGAGUUGCGCGCGCCCUCGUCACCGGUGGGCCUGCGCCGCUCCGAGACCUCGUCCAGCAAGAACAACCUGAACGACAUGCUCAUCGAUCGCGAGCGAGACCGUGAACGGGACCGCGAUCGGGACCGUGAUCGCGAUCGCGAUCGCGAUCGCUCCCAUGAUCAACGGGGACGUCAGCCAUCCAAGGCGGCCGGUGGCGACGGCGACCAUGGCAGCACCCACAACGGACACGGCAACAAGGGCUCGAUGGGUGGCGCUGGCGCUGGUGUUGGCGGUGGUGGCGGUGAGAAUGACGUGUGCUUCCCGCAGGGGCACCUCUCCGAGAUGGCCGAGGACGAAGAAGACUACCACCGCGACGACGACGACGACGUCGACCGUGAGCGAGAUGCCGCGGCGUGGCGUGCACGCACGAACCGCCGCCGCCGGGGCAAGUGGCCUGAUCUGGCCAUCCUCGACGAGUGGAGCCGAUUUGAAAAGGAGGGCCGCAGCGAGGGCCGCCGCGCCAAGAAGAUCAAGGAGCCGCAGCUCGUCAACGGCCGCCUGCGGCCCGUCCACAAGGGCUGGCACCGCGCCGAAGAGGACGCGCCCUACCGCUUCACCUACUUCAACGAAGAGUUCCAGAGCACCAUCCACAGCCAGUCCAUCUCCGAGCUCGUGCAGCCCGGCGGCAGCUUCCGCGAGCUCUUCAUUCCAGACCCGCCCCUACUGUCCGACUCCGACUCAGACGAUGACGACGACGCGGACUUUGUCCCCGGCCACGAAAGGAGUGACGGCAGCGCGCUGGAUGGCACGACGGUUCCCGGCUACGAGGCGCCUGACAUCGCCAGCACCGCUGCCGACCUCAACCUCAGCCGCGACCCGCUCUAUGUAGCCGAAGCCCUGUCCAACGCCGGCGACAGCGUUCCGCGCCCAGGCACGCGCUCAGGAGGCACUGCCAGCCCAGAAAAGGGCGGCAGCGGUGCCGCAUCACAGGGGCUGCGUCCUCCGCUGUCCUCGGCGACCAUGGAGCGCACACCCACGCAAUUGUCGGAUGACUUUGGCCGCCCAACACCACUCUCUCCCCCCCGCGUGAUGUCACCACCCCAGGUCACCAGCCCCGACCAGCGGCCCCUGCGGACCAUGUCACCUGGGCCGGCUCCCUUGGCACUGACACCGCAGCGGCAGGCAGAACGCGAGAACCUGCGGGCCGCCGUCACUGCCGCUGCCGCCGUGGCAGCCACCGAUGCUGCCAACGCCGCUGCCGCGGCGACGUCUGUGGCCGCCCAUGAGCGCGGCCGCUCGUCGUCCCGGCAGUCGGGGACGGGCAACGAUACGGCCGUUGGGCAGGCUCCGGGCGCCGUCACGAAACUGCCCCGACAGCCCCGGCAGCCCCGCUACGGCGAGCGGCCGGUGUGGUGGCUCGAUGUGCUGAGCCCGACCGAGGCCGAGAUGAAGAUUCUGAGCAAGGCGUUUGGCAUCCACCCGCUGACGGCCGAGGACAUUGUCAUGCAGGAGGCGCGCGAAAAGGUCGAGCUGUUCCACAACUACUACUUUGUGAGCUACCGCUCGUUCGACCAGGACCCCAGCAGCGAGACGUUCCUGGACCCCGUCAACAUGUACGUGGUCGUGUUCCGCGAGGGCGUCCUCAGCUUCCACUUCUCCAUGACACCGCACCCGGCCAACGUGCGCCGGCGCAUCCGCCAGCUCAGCGACUACAUGAUCCUGUCGUCCGACUGGAUCUCGUAUGCCAUCAUCGACGACAUCACCGACGUCUUUGUGCCGCUGAUCCAAAAGAUUGAGGAGGAGGUCGACGACAUUGACGACGCCAUCCUGCAGAUGCACUCGUCGGCGGCGGGCCACGUGCUGGCGGCCAACCGCGAGAAGAGCGAGAUGGCCACCGGCACCGCCAGUGGCAGUGGCGGCGGUGGUGGCGGUGGCAACGCGGCCGCGACGGCCGAGGCCGACACCAACAUGCUGCUGCAGGUGGGCGACUGCCGCAAGCGCGUCAUGAGCCUGUACCGGCUGCUGGGCACCAAGGCCGACGUCAUCAAGGGCUUUGCCAAGCGCUGCAACGAGCACUGGGAGAUUGCGCCGCGCAGCGAGAUCGGCCUGUACCUGGGCGACAUCCAGGACCACAUUGUCACCAUGACGUCCAACCUGAGCCACUACGAGAAGAUUCUCUCCCGCUCCCACGGCAACUACCUCGCCCAGAUCAACAUCCGCAUGAACGAGCGCCAGGAGAAGACGGCCGACGUGCUCGGCAAGCUGACGGUGCUGGGCACAAUCGUGCUGCCGAUGAACAUCAUCACGGGCCUCUGGGGCAUGAACGUCUGGGUGCCCGGCCAGGACGGCGAGGGCGAUCUGCGCUACUUUAUGGUGAUUACGGCGGGCCUGCUCGCCUUUGGCAUGGCCUGCUACUGGAUCGCCAAGCGCGUCUACAAGAUUGUGUGA
Sporothrix schenckii 1099-18 is the source of this 3354-nucleotide messenger RNA. RefSeq names its product Mg2+ transporter protein. Gene Ontology annotation, biological process: intracellular magnesium ion homeostasis; magnesium ion transmembrane transport. The coding region runs from base 1 to 3354 and encodes 1117 amino acids. The transcript has a single exon. Gene Ontology annotation, molecular function: magnesium ion transmembrane transporter activity. Gene Ontology annotation, cellular component: plasma membrane. The record is from RefSeq and is a predicted model, not a curated record. Lineage: Eukaryota; Fungi; Ascomycota; Sordariomycetes; Ophiostomatales; Ophiostomataceae.